AUGAGGUGUGCUCACUGGAGCGGGAUGAAUGGAACGGCGAGAGUCGCGCCUCAUUUCAUUACUCUCUUUUUCUCUCUUUUUCCUAUUCAUCGAACACCCGACCACAAUCUGGAAGCAUCUCGAUCCAAAUUUUGCUGGCGGCUCCCAAUUGCAUUCAUAUUUUUCAGCGCUCGUCUUAUAUCCCUUCUCUGGGAGAACCAUCAUUAUUCAGCGCCGCACAUUUUCUCAUUUUACCCUCAAAUGUAAUUCAAAUUUCAUUUUCAAACCUACUUGUUUGCACGUGGAAUGGCUCGGUUGAUAUCUGCUUUAUAGCCGACUUGAAAUACAGAGCUUUUUCUCAAACUUUUCGCGCUCAAACAUAGUAAAUCCAUUCCGAAUUGAAAGGCGAGGGAGGCGGAGAAGUAUGUGGGACGCGUAGCGUGUGCGUACGCGGUUCUUGGCACGAGUUCAAAAAGCUCUUUUGGUAUCUAUUCUACUGUUUUUAAUUCACACAUGAGAAAGAUCAAUAAACAAUUUCAAAAAAAACGAAAAGAGCGAUAAAGGAGCUCUUAAAAUAGUCGGUGGCGGUUGAAUUGAACUCGUGCCAAGAACCGCGUACGCACACGCUACGCGCCCGUCUUCCUCGCCUUUCAAACCGGGAAGAAUUGACUGUAGACGUGCAGAAGCUUCGCAGCCACUCACUUCCAGUCAUUCGACGUGCGGCCAAGUUGAAAAAUUGGAAUAGUUAGUUCUGAAAGAAAUGAAGACGGAAUUACAGGAUGGAGUGGUAUCAUUGGGUGGUGGCGGUGGCAGCUCCGACGGCACUUCUGGCCUCUUUCUGGCUGUGUCGACGGUUUGCCCGAAGCUCUUCUGAUUCUUACGACGUCGGCAAGAAGGGAACUCUCUCCAGUCCGCCGCUUCACAAAGAGUUCUACGUCUGA
Caenorhabditis auriculariae is the source of this 920-nucleotide messenger RNA. The record is from the annotation of a GenBank genome assembly. NCBI's taxonomy places the organism in Eukaryota, Metazoa, Nematoda, Chromadorea, Rhabditida, Rhabditidae.